Messenger RNA from Camelina sativa (false flax), 1521 nucleotides. The record is from RefSeq and is a predicted model, not a curated record. NCBI's taxonomy places the organism in Eukaryota, Viridiplantae, Streptophyta, Magnoliopsida, Brassicales, Brassicaceae.
AAAAAUUUGGUCUUGGGAUAGAACUGAUCCACAAGGCAGUUCUUCUUUGUUUUCUGUGUUGUGAUUGGUUGAGAUAUUUUGGAGAGAAAGAAAAAUCUCCCAUCCUCUUCGAAAUCGAUGAUGGCUGAAGAAGUAGGCGCGCUCACAUUCCCGAUGUCGAGAGAAUCGGAGUCCGCUUCUCGACUCAAAACCAUAAUCUCCGAUAUGCUUCCUCGUUUCUCCGACGAUUACAUCGACGACGUCUUCUCAGUUCGUCAUCUUCUUUAAAUUUCAUUUUGCCUUCCUGUUCUAGAGACGACGAUUCUUAGGUUUUUAUUGUUUUCGAAUUCCUUCGUCUGUCUCGUUACUUGUGAAUUUUUCCCAAGGGAUUUGGUACUGGUGACUAUGUUUUGAUUGUUCGAUUUAAUUAAUUAUCGAUGAGUGUAUGUAAUCACUUUGUUUAGACUGGUUUCAACUUGUAGAAAUUGUAAUACUUGAACCGUGGGAGCAGAAAAUUGCAGGUUGAUGAUGCUUGAUUUGGUGUGAAGAUCAGGUGAUGAUGAUUUUCGUGUUUACUGAUGAAUCAGCUUGUUUCAGGAGUAUGUUACAGUCCUUGUUUGUAAUGGAAAGAGUCAGAGCCAUGCAAGAUAAGAUUUGGACCCGUUUCUUGGGGAGAAAUCUCGGGGAUUUGUUGCCUGCUUGUGGGAGCUUCUUCUGAAGUAUUUCUCUCUAGAUAAACAAGAAAAUAUGGCUUCUGAACCUAGGACUGUGAUCAGAAAGCUACCGAUGCUACUCUAAUGGAACAAGAUUUAAGCUCCAGAAAGUAUGAUGACUGUGAUCAGAAAGCUACCAAUUCGAUGAAUGUGAGACUAAGACAUCUGUUUGGCAUCCAGGCACAGGAGAACAAAGUGGUUCAGCAGCAUGUACCACCAUUCCUUGCAGCGUAUAGUGAACAGUAUCUACAAGGGAACCAAGUUCAAUUCCCGUAAAGAAGACGUCAUUGGCGAGACUUAUCUUGGGAUUCAAAUAUUUAGAUUCUACUUCAAGUGCACCAAGUGUUCUGCAGAGCUGACAAUGAAGACGGAUCCACAGAAUUCUGAUUACAUUGUCGAAUCUGGGGCAUCUCGUAAUUAUGAACCCUGGCGUGCAGAAGAUGAGUUGAUUCACUUUGUUUAACGUUAUGUUCCAUGUCAAUUCAAACUCAUUAAGGCGUGAAGAAGAAGACUUCAAUGAACAAGAUACAGCUCUUGCAGGAUCAGAAUCUGUCUUUACUGAGUCACAAGCUUUAGCCGCCUCACCAUCACCAUCCGAGGCUUCAUAGACGCUUCUAAACCAGAUGGCUCGAAAGACUACCAAAUUGUCCAGCAUGGGGUCUCCUCCUACACCACUACCUGACUUUGACCAAAUCAUUGAGAAAGUUGGCAUCGCCAACUCUGUGUCCUCAUCCAAAAUCUCUACCUUUUUGUCCAAAGUAAAAAAGGAAAUGACUUUUAUUACAUUUGGUAACUAACUAAUAAAUCAAUAUGUUUGUUUGUUUUUUUA